Molecule: messenger RNA, 3020 nt
Organism: Rhodofomes roseus
Lineage: Eukaryota; Fungi; Basidiomycota; Agaricomycetes; Polyporales; Fomitopsidaceae
Exons: 4
Coding region: 327-2819 (830 amino acids)
Source: RefSeq, a predicted model, not a curated record
ACUCAGACGAGGCGCACGUCAGUCACACAUCGAGCCCGGCUACCCAUCUCCGCAACGACACAUACCAACCUCUCGUCCCCGCUCCCCCAGCGCUCGACGGGUCCGUCGUUCCAGAGCAAUCCGCUCAGGAGUCUGUGCACGCAGACCAAGCAGCGUCGGCAAACACUAGGCCUUCGACUCCGCCAGACCAACAGUCUCAGGCGUCGACCGCACCUUUGCCGUCCACCCCCGUCGCUAGCAAAGCUUCAAGCAGACACCUCCACUCUGUCUUGUCUUUCGGAGGAGCCAAGUUCAUCGAACAGCUUCGCGCAGAGUACGCCGACGAGAUGGGAACCAAGACAGUUCAAGUCAGCCUAGAGACGUUCAUGCGCGAGUUUGUACCGGGCCCCGAUGUGCCCCCGCCUUUCGCAGUUGAGGCGUUCAAUCCCGCUAAUUUCCAGCAUAAGGAAGACCGCAUACGCGACGAGUUGUGCAAGGUGGCCAACUCCAUCUUCAGGCAGAUGCCCGCCGAAGCAAACACAGAGAAACUCGUGGCGAAAGAUACGUACAUCUGGCCCGACCCCACGGACAAGAACAACUUUGAAGUAAAUACAAGACCCCACGUCAUGGUGUAUCCCGAGAAUGACGAAGCCCGACAUGCGUAUACCCUCACUUCGCAGGCACUGAAGAAGAAGAACGAGGCAGAGAGGGAACGAUGCCAAAGGAGGGAAGCCAGAACUGCAUGGUCAUGGAUGAAGCUGUUCAUCGAGGCGAAGACCAACUCCAAUGACUGUCCUUUUGUUAUUCCACUAAGCAUGAAGCAGAACUCGGAGCUGGUUCCUGAGAAGGCUGAGCUGCCGCAGAUGGCCAGUUCGUCGUCACUCGAGCCUGAAGGAUCGGCGCAGGUGACGGACCCUCUCAUCGCUUCAACUUUGUCCACCUCAGCGACCCCAGGAUUGUCGGCUCAGUCAACAGCACGUCCGACAACUUCCGCUACCGAGGCGUCAAAGCCGAAGCCCCAAGCGUUGCCCUCGUUCCUUCGUACGUACACGAAAGGCGGGAAGCAGACAAUGGGGCAGAUGGUCCAGUACGUAUCCAAGAUUUUGCAAAGGCAGUUCCUGGCAUACGUCUUCACCAUAUUCACUUGGCGCGACGUGGCGUGGCUGCUCCGAUGGGAUCGCGCCGGGCUCAUUGUCUCCGACCCGUUCAAUCUCGUGAAGGAGCCGCAGCACUUCCACACGUUCCUCUACCGAUUCGCCUGCAUGAGCGAAGUGCAGCGAGGCCGCGACCCCACGGUGAUACCGGCGACCCAUGAGGAGGUCGAGCUCAUGUGCAGCAUCAAACAAUUCGACUCCAACUGGCACAGGAUCCAGUACACGAAUACAUUGAAUUCGGGCUGGCCGAUCUACAAGGUUCUGGUUCCAGAGGAGGACGUGAUAUCGAAGGCAGAGCUCGAGCAGGGCGCGAAGGCGACGCGGGCCGUGUCCGAGAGCUCACCGAGCCGCGAAUUCCUCGUCGGGAAGCCACACUUCAUGACCGGCUCCCCCACCGGAGGGGGAACGAGGGGUUGGUUUGCCUACGAUAUUACCAAUCAGCGGCUGGUCUUUCUCAAGGAGUGCUGGCGCUUGGACGCGCCGACGUAUCAUCCGGAAGGUGAAGUGUACUUGCGUCUUCACAGCAAGCAAGUGCCAUAUAUUGCAACCCCAGUUGCCGCUGGCGAUGUUCGCGAUGCGACUGGCGGCAUGCACCACACCCGCGCGCAAGAUUUCUUCCUGGACCCACCGCCCAAGCUCAUUCAGUACCGCAUCAUCCUGAAGGAGAUCGGUAAACCGCUCGAGGAAUACGAAACUUCCUUCGAAUUGAUGUCUGCUAUGUAUUGCUGCAUAUAUGCACAUAUGAAAGCAUGGACAGAGGGCGAGGUACUACAUCGAGACAUCAGCAGAGCAAACCUUUUAAUGUAUCCCUAUCGUAAUGACGAUGGGGAAAUCGAGUGGCUGGGUCUGAUUGUCGACUGGGGUCUGUGCAAGUACAAGGACGAGUUGGGACUACCGCAAGUGCAGAACACUCGCUCGGGCACUUGGCAGUUCAUCUCUGCCGUCUUGCUCGCACAUCCCGGGGUAUUUCCGCAUGCAGUGUGGCACGACCUGGAGUCGUUUGUCCACGUCCUUCAUUGGUUGUGUCUGCGGUUCCACAAGACGAACUACUCCGAUUCGAUGAAACGCGAUAUGUUACUCGAGCACGUCGGCAUUGUCUACGACCAGACCUAUUCAACAUCGAACGGCAUAUCUGCUGGCGGUGAGGCGAAGUUGAAGCUCAUGCAAGAAGGAACGCUUCCCUUCACGCUCGUAGCGGGGUCUACGGGCCAGAGAGGGCCAGGCCUAUAUCGUCUCCUGACCAACCUCGCAGCUCUCUGCAAGGAGCACUACAAGUGGUUGAAGCCCCAAUUGCCAACUGUGACGCCCGAGGAGGAUCAGGAUCAGGAUCAGCCCCAGCGUUCCCGAAGCCGCCUUCUCCCCCCUCGAAGGAAUGUCGUAUCUGCAGUUGAACCGACGAUCUCGGAGGCGCCUGCACAGCCUGUUCUCGAGAACCACACGAAGAUUCUCGACGUGUUCGAGACGAUGUCGCUGGGCAAAUGGAUACCGGACAAGAAGAUCGAGGAUCAAUUUGCGCACUCAAACACGACGAUGGACCAGCAGGUGAAACUCAAGAGAUCCUCCGAAGAGUCUAUUAGUAUCAGUCUAGACGAGAGACCGGGUAAGCGCAUCAGGAGUCCAACCGGUAGCGCGUCCGUGUCGAUUGCGCCUCAGCUGGGUUCGAUCUCGGAGAACCUCAAAGGCUGAGCGCUGAGCGUUGAUCAGGAGAGUCGUCGUGAAGCAAUCGUGAAACCUGUUGGGUGCAGUUUCGGUGACAUUUGGAUUGGCGAGUACUGUUCACGAGGCACCCUGUAAUGUAUGAUCUUGCGUUUGUGUCAAUGUUGUAUCAAUAUAGAGGCAUCACUGCUAUGGCCAUGACAGUAUAUCUACCGUGUACAUCCAAUCGCC